UUCUGUUAUUCGUUUCUGAGAACUCUCCAAACUCGGUUGUAAGAGAAGAGCAGGUCGGCUGCUUACUUCAACUAAGAAAUCUGACUCAAUCCAUAAGCAGAUUUACAGCCGUCUUCCCAAGUCAUUGCUGAGAGCUAAAACGGAUGUCAGUCCUCUUCCCCAAUAUAUUUCAGUCUCCACCACCGGCUCUGCUGCCUUCAAGGCCACUUUCCAUCUGCUGCUCAGCAUCAGCAUCCAUGGAUCCUCACCCAACAAAGUUCGUGGAGUUUCCCUACGUCUCAACCCCCCAUAAGAACCUCAUGGUUCAUCUUGUAUCCGCCGUUGAGACUCGCCUCGCCUCCCAUCUCCUCCCUUCAACUCUCCCACCUGAUGUACAGUACUACCAGAACGACACCGCUACUAACCAUGCGGCUCUCCACAUCAGAUCCGGCCGCCCCUCCUCACCUAUUGAUUUCAUACUAGGAAGUUGGUUGCACUGUCAGCUACCAACAGGCGGAGCAUUGAACAUUACAAGUUUUUCAUCCUAUCUCAACGCAUCAACAGAUGCACCAAAUUUCCUACUCGAGUUGAUCCAGAGCAGUCCGACUUCACUAGUCCUCAUCCUCGACUUGCCUCCUCGGAAAGAUCUCGUUCUCCAUCCCGACUACCUCAAAACGUUUUAUGAGGACACAAUGCUGGACGCCCCAAGGCAAAAGCUUGAGAAACUAGCUGAGGUGAAACCUUACUUUUCCUCAUCGCUUUACAUCCGCAGCGUUGUGUCUCCAACUGCAAUUUUAGUUCGUGUCGAUGCAGUGGAGGGAGGGCUGAGCUUAGAGGAAAUCAUAGAGAACCAUGUUGGUCCGGUUGCAAAGGAAGUGUUAGGCAUCUGGUUGGAACAAUGUGCUUUUGGGAAUAGAGAAGUAGGGGAGAUUGAGAGAGGUGAACUAAAGAAGAGGGAUGAUUUGGUAAAAAGAAAGACUAUUGAGAUUGAUUUGGGAUCGAACUUUCCUAGAUUGUUUGGACCUAAUGCUGCAGAUCGAGUAUUAGGAGCCAUUCGGGAAGCUUAUAAGGUAUGAACAUAUGGUGUACUUGUAUGUGUUAAUUUGAUCACUGUAAAAUAGUUACACUACUAAUACCAGUCAAUAAUGAUCAAAUGAUUCGAUUGGACUUGGGAAAGGAAAAAUAAAGAGGAUUAUAGGAAAAGCCAUUCAACAUAGGAAAUUCAGCAUAAAAUAAAUAUUUUAAACUAAUCAUGAUUACCAUUGAUGAUAGACAACAUAGAAUGGUGGUGUACUGGACUUUUAAGUGUGUUUAUUGACUGGUUCAUCUCAUUUUAGACUAUCCUAGUUUGCUGAUCGAGGCACAUUUGGACUUGAUAUAUAGUUAGAUCUGUGUUUGCAUUGGUGUA
Molecule: messenger RNA, 1387 nt
Organism: Argentina anserina (silverweed cinquefoil)
Lineage: Eukaryota; Viridiplantae; Streptophyta; Magnoliopsida; Rosales; Rosaceae
Product: red chlorophyll catabolite reductase, chloroplastic-like
Exons: 3
Coding region: 144-1055 (303 amino acids)
Biological process (GO): chlorophyll catabolic process
Cellular component (GO): chloroplast
Molecular function (GO): red chlorophyll catabolite reductase activity
Source: RefSeq, a predicted model, not a curated record